AAAUAAAUUAUGCAUAAUUUAAGCCUAUCGGAAAUACUUAACAUAAUACAUCAAGUGCAAUUUUAUUUAAGCACUUAAUAAUAUAUUUCAUUGUUAGCAGAUAAUUGAUCAACAACGAUAUUUGCAAGGUUAAAGAAGAAAAACUCCUUCAAUUGGUUCAUUUAGGAAUAGGUGAUUAAACUGCAUUACGUAGGCCUAUCAUCGUUUUCAUAUAAACAUAAUUGCGUAGUUUAAAAACGAGAUACUGCUAAAUAUUGUAUACCGUUACUAUUGAGAAAAUGGCGUCGUGUUUCGAUUGCACAUAGCACUGCUAUUGUGUUUGAUAGGUAAUCAAUAGUGUGUCCGUAUCCCAUGACAAUCAACGCUUUACCUUAGCUCACCUGGAUGUUAUUCGUCACGGCUCGGUUGCCUCAACAUACUUAAUUAAACCAUAGGGAACAAACGGUUGAUGAAAUGUUACCAAAAUACAGAUAUUCUCGUCGGCCAUGCAAGCGGUUGAAGAUACAUUUUCUCGGAGAAUUGUUGCCACGAUGCUACAAUAGUGUCUGCUAUAUAUUUGUCGUUAUACUGUUGAAAUGGGUAGGGUUAGCGCAUAGCGUAGACUACGGACUGCAGGUCUCGCCAGACAGCAUCAAUCUAGCAGAAGAAGAUACCUUAUACCUAAAGUGUUCAUGUACUGUGUCAAAUCAGAACAAUUACCUUUUAGCAUGGAAUUUUGAAGACAUUUCAGCUGUUGAAAGAGGGGACAUUCCCCGAGAAUGGCUAGUAUUUGGCGGCUACCAAUCGGGGGAAUAUUUUUUGAGAAUACCAUAUAUUAAUGUCAAUAAUGCUGGGACAUAUGAAUGCACAUUACUUGACGAUGCCCAAAAUGUUAUUGACAGUGCCAGUGUAUUAGUUAGUGUUAUUCCAAUUGUUGCCAGUGAUUUUCCAACAUGUUUAUUAAGCAGAACAGGAACACUUUCAGUUGACAUGGAAUUAGAUGUAGUUUGUGUAUUUAAGCAAGUUUCUCUAGCAGGUGAACAGGUAGAGCUGAAAAGGAAAACUGCUACAGGCCUAGAAACUCUAGCCGUCAGUUCACCAACAUACACUUCAAGUGAGUUUACAAUAAAUAUCAAAACGCGGCUGUUUUUAGAAAGGGAGCACCACAAAGCAGAAUUUAUAUGUCUGGCGUCAGAGGGAAACUUAGAACACCUGACAUCAUGCUCAUUUCAGCCUUUAAAAGUUACAUUCAGACCAGAUAUAGUACUAGAGCCGAUUUUUGUUAGAGUACCUCAAGAUAGCACUGAACCAUUGCGAUUCACAUGUACAGUCCUGGAUGCAUACCCAGUCGAAGUAAAAAUCACUUGGUUCUUGGGUGACGACAUGAUUGGUUCAAGUUCAGAUCGAGUUACCCAAAGAAAAAAUUCAAAUUUUUCAUAUGAACUAAUUAUAUAUCGUACAAUUAGUACAGAUAACGGCGCUAAUGUCUUCUGCGAGAUCGAAAAUGAGAUCGGAUUGUCAGUUGCAACUGGAAAGAUUAAGUUUGCAGUCGAAGAAGAAAUAACUUCUGUUGAAUCUUUAACUAGCGUUUGGUAUUUGAUUAUAAUUAUAGGAUGUGUUACAUUAGGAUGUAUUUUUUUAUUUAUAAUGUGUAAUCUUUACUUUAAAAUGCAACGUGAAAAGAGCGGACAAUAUGCCGAUAGGAGUACUCCUUCUCGGCAACAAAUAUCUACAGUUGAUAGACCUUACUCCCAGCGAAAUUCGACUGUCACAAGCCGCUCAAAUGGUAGCAGCUACAUCACAAGAGCGAUUCGUAGUGAACUCAGAGAAACUCCGUCUUCCAUUCCUAAACACCGAUGGUCCAGCGAAAGUGUUCACCCGUUAACUGAUAGUGGACACUCCACACUAAUGCAAAGCCCAGAAAACCUACCAAACACUUCAACCAUCUCUCGUAGCAGAUCUGCAACUCCGCGAAGUAGCACAAGUCAACAGAGUCACGGUUCUAGGCAUGUAAGCAGAAAACCAAAGCAAAUGGAUGUACUUAGACAACAUAAACGUCACAAUUAUAAAAACAAUCCCGCCGAAAAUGCUGGAACACGUGCACUGUCACCAAACCAACGUCAGCAUCACAAAAGAGGCAAGCGCGGAGAACCAACUACAAAUAGGCCCACGAACAAGAACAUCUCAGAAAGUGAACAACAAAAACUAUACAAGAAAAAGAAAACACGAAGAGAAAGAGACAGGAUAAGGAACAAAACUACCAGAGAAGCAGUUACGGCAUCAACAUUAUAUGCAGACCUAGAUUUUAGUAGUCAGUCAACCAAUACUGGCCUGCAUGCACCACCUAAUAGAACAGGAACAGGUGAGAGAGAGAGGACCGGUCAUAGAUCAAUACCUAGAGAAACUGUGUCAGAAACUUCAGCAAAUGCACUACCAACUCCUCGAUCUUCGUCUAGCACUAUUGUCUAUGCAGAAAUAAACCCGUGCAGUCCAAGAAACGAGGAACCAUUAAUUCGCAAUGACAAUGAACCUCAUGGAAUAGAUCAUGUGGUUGAGAUCGAUGAAAACUGACUGCUCCAAAAAAAUUGAUGCUUCUAAGUUGGUUAAUAUGACUUCUGUUGGAAAUCCAAUUGUAUGCAAUUGAUUUCACAGUCUAUUACAUGCGGGUAUAGCACUAGUGCGCUGCGCUCGACGCACACGUUAAACAGAGAUCAGUGAUGCGCUCUCGUUACGAGUUUUAAAUAAGACAGGCAGGAUAUUUAAAGAAUUAUUUUUAUAUAAAAAAUGUUACACAGAAAGAGAUUAAGUCGAAUUCAUAUUGCUGUACGUACAUAUUUAUUGUAAACGGCUUUAGCCAAUCGGAACAUUGGGAUUUCGUUAAAAAUCCCGAUUGGAUACAAGUGCACACUCUUUUACACAUGCACUAAUGGAAAAGCACUAGUUGUUGUUGAGCGAAAACGAAUUUCAUGUUUCGUUGGUUUAAUCGUUUAUUUACUUGCUCAAUAUUCAACAAAAUUAUAAAAUAGAAAAGUCGGUCAGGGGAAACAAAUAAACCGAUGAAAGCCCCUUAUACCGUAUACCGGUCCGAGUCGAUAGGUUCAAAAGGGCAUAUGUAAGCUCAGUUAGACACAACCCUACAACGAAAUAAAAAUACUUUACUAAUAAACCUAUCAUGUUUUCUGUCAGUGUCCAGGCCUAUAAAACUCAAUGGUUAAAGCAUCAUCGAGGAGAACUAUGAGAUCAGCCUUGUUAAUUGUUAACUUUUAUGUCAGGGGUGGCGCCAGGAUUUGCCCAAAGGAUGUCUGAUGUCCCUGACGCGGCCGACUCCAUGACGAAAUCGAAAGCGUCGCUCAAAAUCUCUUGGAAGUAAUCCAUUGGGCGAAGCGAAUUUAGGGGUUUCAAAGGCUUAUUUCAUCGAUUUUAGAGUCUAAUAUGUAAAAAAUACAUAUAAUUUUUCCUUCUCCUCAACGAAUUGUGUUUUUCUCCCUUAAGAGAUGGGGGCGCACAGCUCUCCCCGACGGCCUGGCCCCCUACUGGCGCCACCCCUGUAUUAUGUAUAUGAUCGUUGGCAACUGGUACAGAAAUCGCCCAUCCCACCGCCGGCCAAAACUUCAAGUGGUGACUCAGUAGCCUUGGUGCAUUUGCGACAUCUUUUUUUGUGAACCUUUGUGAAUAUCUGAAUGUUUAGGCAUAAUAUUAAUGAAUAUAAUACGGAUCUAUUACAAAGGUUUAAUUGUAAUUGUGAAUAGAGCAGUAUUGAUGAUUAUUGUUUGUUCGAGUGAAAGAAAUCUUCAAAGUUUGUUUUGGCCGACAGGUGGUAUCGAAAUCAGUAAAUAGUCAUCUAAUGAGAGAAUGUAAAGGGAAAACAGGAAACAGAUGACGAUGCGAGUGUGGAUGAUGUUAUGGUCAUUUUAAAUGACAGCGAUUAUGCCGGUGACGAUCACCAAUGAUUAUGCUAAUGAUAAUGCUAGAAUAUGGUAAUGAUAAAAAAAAAGAUAAAUAAAUUGUGCUUUACAACAAUAUUCUAGAACUGAAAUCCCAAUAUAAGUUAGGUUGGCAAAUUAAAUUAAGUAAAUGACCUUUUUCUAAGCUUCCCCUUCUCGACUAGUGCCACACUAACUGAUGAUAGGCCUAACGACGAUGAUGCUAAAGAUAUGUUAAUAAAUAUGACGUUAUUGACAAUAAUGAAUAUUCUAAUUACUAUGCUGCUAAUUACGGUGUUUGUUAUGGCAAUGAUGGUAAAUUUAUGAUUUUUUUAAUUACUGGAGGAAAAAACAUCAGAUUGUUUCAAAACCUGGAAGCCACUGUUAAUCAAUCGAUCCAUCUUCUAUGUAACACGGAGUGGUGAGACCUCAAGAACGAACGAAACCAAACUACAGAGUUUAUGAGAUUGUGAGUGUUUUCUGUAUUCUGUUUCACUGUAUUGAGCUUUGCUGAAACUGUGUUGGGGCGGGAAUCUUCGUACUUUACUGUACUAUAGGGUCAUAGUAGAUAAUUGUAAGGUCUAGUGCAGGGUAGUGGAUGAAAACGUGAGCAUUAUCUAGUAGAUUAUCUACAUUUGUAGGUAAAAUUCAUUAAAAUUAUAAGGUAUGUUAGUUAGAAAGAACAAGAUACAUAGUAACAUUAACUUAUACACAACUAAUACCAAGACGUACAAAGAUCGUAACUGUGGGUAAUGGCCAUUUUCCUUUAAAAAAAAUUAAAUAAGUUAUCUUUAAAUUUAAUGAGACACAUGUCUCAUUAAACAGACAUGAUGUUAUGAAAUUGCUUACCAGCCUAUUGAAACGUCUAUACAAAGGAAUUAUUAUUAGUUUCAUAAUGCGAUUGCUAAUUGGCGAGUUUUCGUGUUAAAUGAAUCUGUGCUUAACUUUAAUAUACAAAACAAGAAAUUCAAAAUAGUUGUUUGUUUUUCCAGGAUAUUUAUCUCAAAAAGAAAUAUUAACAAAUCGAAAUUUUCACUCAAUAUGAUUAGAGAAUAUGACGCCAAAAACACAAUAUAAAAAAAAAUUAAAGUCAGUCAAUAUGGUU
Messenger RNA from Anneissia japonica, 5007 nucleotides. RefSeq lists its product as uncharacterized. The transcript has a single exon. The coding region runs from base 454 to 2550 and encodes 698 amino acids. NCBI's taxonomy places the organism in Eukaryota, Metazoa, Echinodermata, Crinoidea, Comatulida, Comatulidae. The record is from RefSeq and is a predicted model, not a curated record.